AUGAGCUGGGAACUGUUGCUCUGGCUGCUGGCGCUGUGCGCGCCACUCCUGCUCCUGGCGCGCGCGGACGGCGACCUGACACUGCUGUGGGCCGAGUGGCAGGGGCGACGGCCAGAAUGGGAGCUUACGGACAUGGUGGUGUGGGUAACUGGAGCGUCAAGUGGCAUUGGCGAGGAGCUGGUGUACCAGUUGUCUAAACUUAGAGUUUCUCUUGUGCUGUCAGCCAGAAGGGUACAUGAGCUUGAAAGGGUGAAAAGAAGAUGCCUGGAGAAUGGCAAUUUAAAAGAAAAAGAUAUACUGGUUUUGCCCCUUGACCUGACUGACAGAGAUUCCCAUGAGGAGGCGACCAAAGCUGUUCUUCAGGAGUUUGGUAGAAUCGACAUUCUUGUCAACAAUGGUGGGAGAUCCCAGUGCUCUUCGGUUGUGGGUGCCAACCUGGAUGUCUUCCAGGAGCUGAUAGAGCUUAACUACUUAGGGACAGUGUCCUUAACCACAUGUGUUCUGCCUCACAUGAUCGAGAGGAAGCAAGGGAAGAUUGUGACUGUGAACAGCCUUGUGGGAGUUGCAGCUACGCCCCUUUCUAGUGGAUAUUGUGCUAGCAAAUACGCUCUUCGGGGUUUUUUUCAUAGCCUCCGAACUGAACUUGUUGAAUAUCCAGGUAUAACAAUUUCUAACAUUUUCCCUGGACCUGUGAACUCAAAUAUUUUCAAGAAUUCUAUAGCUGAAGAGGCCACUAAGGUGACAGAUAAUGAAUUAGACCAUUUGCCCAAGAUGACAACUCAUCGUUGUGUCCGGCUGAUGUUGAUCUCCAUGGUCAAUGAUUUGAAAGAAGCUUGGAUUGCAGAGCAACCUUUCUUGUUGGUAGCAUAUCUAUGGCAAUAUAUGCCAACCUUUGGCUGGUGGAUUACCAUUAAGUUAUGGAAGAAAAUUAUGUUUUAA
Messenger RNA from Castor canadensis (American beaver), 939 nucleotides. RefSeq names its product dehydrogenase/reductase SDR family member 7-like. The record is from RefSeq and is a predicted model, not a curated record. Gene Ontology annotation, molecular function: oxidoreductase activity. NCBI's taxonomy places the organism in Eukaryota, Metazoa, Chordata, Mammalia, Rodentia, Castoridae.